ACAUCACACCGCUAUCGGCCACCGAUGAAAAGGCUCGAUAGAAGACUGUCGCUCAUUCUGGAGCACAUGCUUAGACUCAGUUCAUGCUCCUGUGCGAGCGCAUAUUUGUCUACGUCUUACUGGAUGUGGGAAAGAUGAUGCAAGGAAACCCCUUAGGGUCCUACUUGAUGAUAGUCAUGCCCAGAGUAUAUUUGAGGAACAACUAGAAAAAGUUGGGCAGCCAUGUAAGCGAUGCCCACCCCGAGGUAGCGUGGAAUGACAUCCGAAAAGCUGUGGUAACAACAGUGAUGUCUGCAAGUACGGUAAACCAUAAAGUUAGGGGGAAACACAGGAUCUCAGCAGCAUCUAUCGCACUGAUAGAUGCUCGAAAACUCAUUCCAUCUGGCUAUGAACAUAACGAAGAGCGGAGUCAGAUUAAGCACAAGCUAAUAAGAAGCCUACGCAGUGAUCGCAAACAGUGGUGGGUAGCGAAAACAAGAGAGAUGGAAAAGGCAGCGGCAAUAGGUAAUUGCAGACAAUUGUUCAGACUCGUUAGGGAAACCGGUAUUAGGAAACCGACUGUUAGCGAAACAGUCUCAGAGAAAGAUGGACAUAUUAUACAUUCUCAAUCCAGGAGAUUGGAUCGAUGGGCAGAAAACUUUAGGGAUCAGUUCAACUGGCCUUCAGCCACACUUCGGUUUCCCACGAUCUCCAGUCAACCUGAAUGGCAAGUUAAUUUAGGUCCUCCAACUCUUUAUGAAGUUGAAAAAGCUAUCCGAAAUCUGAAGCGAUGGAGAGCAGCAGGCCCUGACAGGUUCAUUCCCGAGAUUUUUAAGGAUAGCGUUCCAGUAUUAGCAGUGAGAUUAACUGAGGUCUUAGGUAGAAUUUGGGAAUUGUACGUAAUCCCAUCUGACUGGUCGCAAUCACUGAUCGUCCUAAUAUAUAAGAAAGGAUCGAAAUCAUCCUAUGAUAACCAUAGACGAAUUAGUUUAACUAGUAUAGCAUCUAAAAUACUGGCCUCAAUAAUUAUCGGGCGCCUAAGACUCGUGAACUGCAAACACGUGGAAAUCAGGCUGGCUUCAGAUCUAGUCGUGGCUGUAUCGACCAUGCUUAUCGGCGUCCGACAAUGGUGGUCUUUCUUGACCUAAAAGCAGCAUUUGACUCUGUAGACCGAGAGGUUCUGUGGCAGUGUCUGUCAUUGAAAGAUGUACCUCAGAAGUACACAAACCUUGUAAGGGCUCUGUACUCGAACACUACUAGUCGAGUGAGAGCUUAUGGCGAACUGUCAUCUGAUUUUGCAACUUCAAGUGGUGUCCGUCAAGGCUGUCCACUUUAUCUAUUUUUGUUCAAUUUCGUCAUAGACCUACUUAUGGAAAUAACGUUCUCGUCGACUGAAUUCUCGGAUAUUGAGCUCCUUUCAGGAGGUCCACUUAUCGACUUAGAAUACAUAGAUGACAUAGUCCUGUUUAGUGGAGACACUGAUAAAAUGUGAAGUAUUUUGGUAGCACAGCAAUAAUACCAGAAUAUUUGGGAUGCGUUCCUCCUCCUCUAAAUGGAAGUUGUUGCUUCAAGACUGGUCUGCGUCAACACCUGAACUAAACGUAGGUAGUGAAGUAGUCGAACGCAUCGACGACUUCGCUUAUCUUAGAAGCCUGAUCAGCCCUAAUGGGUUGGUGUCUGGCAAAAUCUCAGUACGGAUUCAAAAAGCUUGUUUGGCUUUUGCCAACUUAUGUUACCUUUGGCGAACGCGAGAUAUCCGUCUUUCAGAUAAAGGAUGAGUAUACUGUGCAGCAGUUCGUUAUGUUCUACUUUACGAUUGGGGAACAUGGCCAUUAAGAGUAGAGGAUACUCGUAAUUUACUAGUAUUUAAUUACAGAUGUCUUAGAAAUAUUGUUCGCAUCUGCUGGGAUCACCGGGUAAGUAAUAGUGAGGUUUGAUGCAGGGUAUUAGGAA
Messenger RNA from Schistosoma intercalatum, 1932 nucleotides. The record is from the annotation of a GenBank genome assembly. NCBI's taxonomy places the organism in Eukaryota, Metazoa, Platyhelminthes, Trematoda, Strigeidida, Schistosomatidae.